ACAUUCCAGAGACAACACAGGUUUUGUUUUGCAUCAUCAUCAUCAUCAAAAUCCGAAACGACGAGGUACAACCUUAAACUCAGAGUGGUGUUUCUACUGUCUUUGUCACUCAGUUACCGAAGAAUCUAGGGUUUCACAGCUUCUUCUCUCAAACAAAUAUGAGUCGUCAUCCAGAGAUCAAGUGGGCGCAAAGGUUUGACAAGGUCUAUAUCACGGUUCAGUUGCCAGAUUCCAAAAAUGCAAAAGUGGACCUUACUCCUGAUGGUGUUUUUACUUUUUCUGCCACUGCUGGUGCUGAAGGUCACCUGUAUGAGCUCACGUUACCACUCUUUGACAAGGUUAAUGUAGAGGAGAGCAAAAUUAAUGUAGGGGUGAGAGGCAUAUUCUGUGUAGUUCAGAAGGCAGAGAGUGAAUGGUGGAAAAGGUUACUGAAAGCCGAAGGGAAGACUCCACAUUAUGUGAAGGUUGAUUGGGAUAAGUGGGUGGAUGAAGAUGAAGAUGCUGGUGGUGAUGUGGACUUGGGAGGGAUGGAUUUCUCGCAAUUUGGUGGUGAUGAUGCAGUGGGUGAUGAUUUUGAUGACUUUGAUGAUGCACCAGACUUUUCAAAUUCAAAGCCUGAAAUACAAGAUGGCAAUGAUAAGGAGGGAGAACAAGCUGGCAAAAGCGCCGUUGAGAAUGCACCUUCAAGCACAUAAUAUCAUUGCAGUUCAAGAUCUUAUACUCGAAAAAUGCGUUUAGACACUCAGUGAAAUUUCAGUGUUACUGUACUAUCAAUUGGUAGCUGUUUAAGUAGAGAUAUCAAUAUUACUAUUGUUGUGUCUCUAAACAUUAGCUCUUAUUAUGUGUCAGCUCCUUCAAUUUGAAAGUAGGAUGUUGUACAAUUGAGGUUUUUAUUUAUUGAAGGAAACGCGGUAUCUGGAUUUCUAUA
Messenger RNA from Trifolium pratense (red clover), 928 nucleotides. RefSeq lists its product as uncharacterized. The record is from RefSeq and is a predicted model, not a curated record. The coding region runs from base 159 to 695 and encodes 178 amino acids. The transcript is spliced from 6 exons. Gene Ontology annotation, molecular function: protein-folding chaperone binding; Hsp90 protein binding. Gene Ontology annotation, cellular component: nucleus; cytosol. Gene Ontology annotation, biological process: chaperone-mediated protein complex assembly; protein folding. NCBI's taxonomy places the organism in Eukaryota, Viridiplantae, Streptophyta, Magnoliopsida, Fabales, Fabaceae.